UUUCGCAAAUUUCAGAAGCCAGUUUUUGGGCCUUUGGGCUUUUGGCGAUCGCGCCCAAGAACUAGUCGUCUGUAAUAAUUCUCAAUUUAUUUAGACCACCGGUGCAUCGGUUGUCUUCGCGUUAAUCAUCGGUUAAUGCGCAAAAUUGACUGCAUGAUCGCCUCGAAUUCGUUCUGGUUCUAAAACACUCUCUCAUCUGUUUCCGUGUUACGCAUUGCUUUUUUUGCAUAUCGGUAUAUGUACGUAGAAUCGUAGAUGUCAGUGAAAACGUAACCAGUAAUCAUAUCUGUGUGUUCGUGAUAACGCAACCUCAACCGAUAAGCGUACCCGGGUGCCAAAACGAAGCGACUUCCUUGCUUGCAGCCCAGCUGUUUCUUCCGCAGACAUCGACAUCCCCGUCAGACAUUCCGAUGUUCAGCAUGCCUUCCACAGCCACCCUCGCGGUGGAAAUCCUCGCCACGGCCGGAUUGGCCAUGGCCGUGAUGUACUUUGUCACCAAGUACAUGAACAAGAAGAAGUCUCAUCCGAAAACUCUUGUGGAUCCCGAGCAGAAGGUGCGGUUGCCCCUUCUUGAGAAGAUCAUCGUCAGUCAUGAUACGCGCAUUUACCGCUUGGGACUGCCAUCAGAGGAGCACGUCCUGGGUCUCCCAAUCGGCCAGCAUAUCUACCUGACGGCCAACAUUGAGGGAAAAACUGUGAUACGGCCGUAUACUCCUAUUUCCAGUGAUGAUGAUAAAGGAUAUACCGAUUUAUUGGUGAAGGUGUACUUCAAGAAUACUCAUCCCAAGUAUCCCGAAGGCGGCAAAAUGUCCCAGGAAUUGGAAUUAAUGAAUAUCGGCGAUACUAUCGAUGUCCGCGGACCAAACGGUCUUUUAAUCUAUAACGGACAGGGGAAGUUCUCCAUCAAGGCGGAUAAGAAGAGUCCGGCUAAACCCAGGCGUGCCACCCGUUUAGGGAUGAUCGCUGGCGGAACUGGAAUCACUCCUAUGAUGCAAAUUAUCCGUCACAUCUUUAAGGAUCCCAAGGACACCACGGAAGUCUGGCUGCUCUUCGCUAAUCAGUCGGAGAGUGACAUUCUUCUGCGCCAGGAACUGGAGUCCAUUCGCGACAGUACACCCAACCGUUUCCACCUGUGGUUCACCGUGGACCGUGCCCCCGCGGGUUGGAAGUACAGCGAGGGAUUUGUCAGUGAAGAGAUGAUUCGUGAGCAUCUGCCGCCGCCCGGCAAAGACACCCUGGUCCUGAUGUGCGGACCACCGCCUAUGAUCCAGUUCGCUUGCAAUCCCAAUCUGGAUAAAGUGGGCUUUGCACCGGAGAAUCGUUUCGCUUUUUAAGAGCAGUGUGCGCAUCGGCAUUCCAUUAACCGGUGUCUUUGCGGGGAAAUUACUUACUGGAUUUCUUAAUGUUUUGAAGGUGAUAGAGCGCAUGUUAAUUUUAAUUUUAGACGGGGUUUUGGGGUUUUUUAAUCCGUGGAAUUGCAAUUAGUUUUGGAUUAUUUACACGGUUUAUUGCGAUUAGUUUGUAUGGGUCUGGUUGAAUUCUUUAAUUAUUAACCGGUUUAAUUCUUUUAAUCAGUGUUCAGAUUAAUUACUUUGAAUUUGGCUAGUAAAUUUUGCGGGUUUUUC
Molecule: messenger RNA, 1625 nt
Organism: Paramacrobiotus metropolitanus
Lineage: Eukaryota; Metazoa; Tardigrada; Eutardigrada; Parachela; Macrobiotidae
Product: NADH-cytochrome b5 reductase 3-like
Exons: 4
Coding region: 411-1334 (307 amino acids)
Cellular component (GO): mitochondrion
Molecular function (GO): oxidoreductase activity; FAD binding
Source: RefSeq, a predicted model, not a curated record